Camelina sativa (false flax) is the source of this 1593-nucleotide messenger RNA. RefSeq names its product IAA-amino acid hydrolase ILR1-like 5. Gene Ontology annotation, molecular function: IAA-Ala conjugate hydrolase activity. Gene Ontology annotation, cellular component: endoplasmic reticulum. The record is from RefSeq and is a predicted model, not a curated record. Gene Ontology annotation, biological process: auxin metabolic process. Lineage: Eukaryota; Viridiplantae; Streptophyta; Magnoliopsida; Brassicales; Brassicaceae.
UUUCUCCUUCAUGUUUUCAGCUUACUUCACCAUAGCGCAGAAAUCUCUUUGGUUCACAAUGAGUGGCUGCAAACUGGUUUCUUUUGUUUUGAUCCUUCACUUACUCAAUUCCUUUCUGAUUUCAUGUUCCUCCAAUGAGUUAUCUCAAAUCCCAAAAAACUUGCUUAGUCUGGCUAAAAGAGAUGAGUUUUUCGAUUGGAUGGUUGGAAUCAGAAGGAGACUCCACGAGAACCCAGAAUUAGGUUAUGAGGAAGUAGAGACAUCUAAGCUUGUUAGAGCAGAACUUAAAAAGAUGGGUGUGUCUAAUUAUAAGUAUCCAGUUGCUGUAACGGGUGUUAUUGGAUAUGUCGGAACUGGUCAAGCCCCUUUUGUUGCUUUAAGGGCUGAUAUGGAUGCACUUCCUAUGCAGGAAAUGGUAGAAUGGGAACACAUGAGUAAGGUUCCAGGGAAGAUGCACGCUUGUGGACAUGACGCUCACACUACAAUGCUCCUCGGUGCUGCAAAAUUGCUCAAAGAACACGAAGACGAGCUACAGGGUACUGUGGUUCUUGUUUUCCAACCAGCGGAGGAAGGAGGAGCGGGUGCAAAGAAAAUCGUGGAGGCUGGAGUAAUGGAUAAUGUGGAAGCAAUCUUUGGAUUACAUGUUUCGAAUCUAUUAGGGUUAGGUCAACUGAGCUCAAGAGAGGGUCUAUUGAUGGCUGGUAGUGGACGUUUCGAAGCUAAGAUAAGCGGGAAAGGAGGUCAUGCAGCUCUUCCUCAAUUCGCCAUAGAUCCAGUUUUGGCAGCUUCAAAUGUUAUUCAAAGCUUACAACAACUCGUUUCGCGAGAGGCAGAUCCUUUAGACUCGCAGGUGGUUACAGUUGCUAAAUUUGAAGGCAGUGAUGCCUUUAAUGUCAUUCCUGACUUUGUUACUAUCGGUGGCACAUUCCGAGCCCUUUCACCUACAAGUUUUGCGCAAAUUAAGCAAAGAAUUGAGCAGGUUAUCACAACGCAAGCAAGCGUGAGCAUGUGCAAUGCAACAGUUGACUUUCUUGAAGAUGUAUUUCCUCCUUUCCCGCCGACUGUGAACAACAAAGAUUUGCACCCUUUUUAUAAGAGCAUUGCAGUGGAUAUGCUAGGGGCUGAGAAUUUUGUUGCGACACAACCCGUGAUGGUAUCAGAGGAUUUCGCUUUCUACCAGGAAGCAAUCCCGGGACAUUUUAGCUUUGUUGGAAUGCAGAACAAAAAUCAUCCAGCGAUGCCGAACCCUCACUCUCCGUAUUUUGAAGUUAAUGAAGAAGUACUCCCUUAUGGUGCUUCCCUUCUUGCUUCCUUGGCCACAAGAUAUCUUCUUGAGUCUUCUUCAUCGCCAAAUAAGAGUUACAUGAAAGAUGAACUUUGAUGCCAUAGUUGCAUCUCAUCUCAUCAUCUACUUAUCCAAAAUGUCAAUCAUGGUUCCGUGUAACUACUCGCAGUUACUUAGGUCACAAGUAAAGCUCUUGGAAACUUUGUGCCCCCACGCUUGAUGCUCAAUAAUCAGAACAAAACUAUAUAAAAUGUAAGAAAUCCUCAUAUCUGGAUCAAACAUGCAUGAACAACGACUUUUUUUUUGUU